Penaeus vannamei (Pacific white shrimp) is the source of this 408-nucleotide messenger RNA. Lineage: Eukaryota; Metazoa; Arthropoda; Malacostraca; Decapoda; Penaeidae. The record is from RefSeq and is a predicted model, not a curated record.
AUGUUGGUAUGCCUGGCGGCGGCUGAAGGGCGGUCCGGGAGAUGGAAGAUCGUCCCAGGAACCAAGUGGUGCGGCCCCGGGACGAGAGCGAAACACGACGACGACCUCGGAAGAUUCGCCGAAACCGACCGCUGUUGCCGAGAGCACGACAAAUGCCCCGAAAAACUGCAAAAGGGCACGACCAGCCACGGCCUGACGAACAAUGGAAGGUUCACUCUCUCCCACUGUGACUGCGACGAGAGGUUUCUGAGGUGCUUGAAGAAGGCGAACAGUAUGUCGGCCUCGAUUGUGGGUCGAAAUUUCUUCAGCGUUUGGAAUCCAAUGUGUUUUAAGGAGGACUACCCGACGGUCUGCAUCAAGUACAGAUAUAGACGCACGUCAAACCAAGUGUGGCUGCAUGAUCAAUAA